Molecule: messenger RNA, 2600 nt
Organism: Propithecus coquereli (Coquerel's sifaka)
Lineage: Eukaryota; Metazoa; Chordata; Mammalia; Primates; Indriidae
Gene: GK5
Product: glycerol kinase 5 (putative)
Exons: 15
Coding region: 95-1636 (513 amino acids)
Biological process (GO): glycerol metabolic process; glycerol-3-phosphate biosynthetic process; triglyceride metabolic process
Cellular component (GO): mitochondrion
Molecular function (GO): glycerol kinase activity
Source: RefSeq, a predicted model, not a curated record
UGGGCCCUUGAGAUGCGCUGGGCCCCUGAGGUGGCCGCCUUCAUAGCGCGCCGGCUCGGUAGGCGGCUGCGGCCAGGAGGCGUGCAGGGUCGGGAUGUCGGGGCUGCCUACCGACCUGGAGCAGGGGUGCCGGGAGCAGAGCGCACGGGACCCGAGGCGCGCUGGCUUCGUGCUGGGGCUGGACGUGGGCAGCUCUGUGAUCCGCUGCCACGUCUAUGACCUAGCAACGCGGAUCCGUGGCUCCUGCGCGCAGAAGGUAGAAAAUCUUUACCCUCAAGCUGGCUGGGUUGAAAUUGAUCCUGAUGUUCUUUGGCUUCAGUUUGUUACUGUAAUAAAAGAAGCUGUCAAAGGGGCAGGAAUACAGAUGAAUCAAAUUGUUGGUCUUGGCAUUUCAACCCAGAGAGCUACUUUUAUCACGUGGAACAAGAAAACAGGAAAUCAUUUUCACAACUUUAUUAGUUGGCAAGACCUAAGAGCUGUUGAACUUGUAAAAUCUUGGAAUAGUUCUCUUCUAAUGAAGCUGUUACAUAGUUCCUGCCGAGUGCUUCACUUUUUCACUAGAAGUAAACGACUUUUUGCAGCCAGUUUGUUCACUUUCACAACCCAGCAUAGUUCUUUGCGAUUAGCCUGGAUUUUACAGAAUCUGACUGAGGUAAGAAAAGAUUGUUCUGCAUAUGCCACAGAUUUUUCAAAUGCUAGUACAACUGGACUUUUUGACCCGUAUGAGAUGUGUUGGAGUGGACUCAUUACUUCCCUGCUUUCAAUACCACUCUCUCUCCUGCCUCCUGUGAAGGACACGAGCCACUAUUUUGGAUCAGUGGAUGAAGAAAUAUUUGGUGUGCCUAUACCAAUAGUUGCCUUGGUCGCCGACCAGCAGUCAGCCAUGUUUGGAGAGUGCUGUUUCCAGACAGGUGAUGUGAAAUUAACCAUGGGAACUGGAACUUUUUUGGAUAUUAAUACUGGAAAUAACCCUCAACAUACUGUUGGAGGCUUUUAUCCAUUAAUUGGGUGGAAGAUUGGGCAAGAAGUUGUAUGCUUAGCUGAAGGCAAUGCAGGGGACACUGGUACUGCCAUAAAAUGGGCUCAAGAAUUAGAUCUUUUCACAGAUGCUGCUGAGACUGAGAAAAUGGCCAAAAGUUUGGAAGAUUCUGAAGGAGUUUAUUUUGUUCCAUCUUUUAGUGGAUUACAGGCUCCAUUAAAUGACCCUUGGGCAUGUGCCUCUUUCAUGGGUUUGAAGCCUUCCACCAGUAAAUACCAUCUCGUACGAGCAAUAUUGGAGUCAAUAGCUUUCAGAAACAAACAAUUAUACGAGAUUAUGCAGAAAGAGAUCCGUAUUCCUGUAACAAAAAUUAGGGCAGAUGGAGGAGUUUGUAAGAAUGAUUUUGUCAUGCAGAUGACUUCAGACUUGAUUAAUGAGAAUAUAGACAGACCUGUCCACAUUGAUAUGUCAUGCUUAGGUGCAGCUACUUUAGCUGGUCUUGCUGUUGGGUUUUGGACUGACAAGGAAGAACUAAAGAAAUUAAGGCAAAGUGAAAUAGUUUUCAAGCCACAGAAGAAAUGUCAAGAAUAUGAAAUGAGUAUGGAAAACUGGGUUAAAGCCGUGAAACGAUCCAUGAAUUGGUAUAACAAGACAUAAUACUAAAUGAAAUGAUUGAAACCAUGGAUGACUGGUUUAUAUGAUGUGCAGAGGAGACAAAGCUCAGGGAUAACCAAUAUGACAAUGACAGAUUUAAACUGAACUACACAACCUGAGAGAAAAAGCUUUGCUUUUUAAAAAGCUAACAACUAUUACUUUUUUCCCAAACCUUGGUAAGAUUGUAAGGAAGGCAGCAAUACCUUAAAACUUUAUUUCUUCUGUUUUGUAGCAAAUUCCAAAGGACAUUAGCCAUUUUCAACCAUAUUUUGACAAUAUGGGUCCUUUUCCUUUUUAUACUAGGUCAAUAGAACAUAACAGUUUACCAUCUGAGCUGAUAGUUCUGGGUCAAGCACCAUUCACAUUUUGUUCCAAAAUUAUGUGGAAAGUAUUUCUUUAAUUCUUUAAAAUUAAGUGGGUUAUUUGAAGUCCUAAAAAGAAAGAAUAACUGAGAAGAUGUAGAAUUUUGAAAUAUUAAUAUUUUAUAGUUAAAGCCAUAGUUUUUCAAUGUUGUAUCCAAAUAUGGGCUCAGUAUGUCCUUCUCACAUAAGCUUAUUUGUUAGUCAGUGCUUUCCUUUAUUGAGCUUAAAGCCACUGCCUUAAUUUUUUCUUGUUCAACCAAAAUCUGAGCACUAUUUAUAUAUUGAAAAACACUGAAAAACUAAUUUUAGUUGACGAACUAAAAAGGAUGUUGAUUUUUAAGGAACAGAAAAAUACCAUUUAUUUUCCUUCUCAAAUAGCAUUUCUUUCAAAAACUUCUGGUUAAAGUAUAACAUUCUGUUUUUUACAAAUUGCAAGCAGUUAACAUAAAUCUUGCCUUUCUUCUGUUACCUUUCUUAGUUGUUGAGAAGCUUGCAUUAAUGUCUUUUGUUUUUAUUAAGUGCCUAAUUGAUAGAGCUUAGUUUGAAGAAAGUGCCCAAAAUUACUGGUGACUUACGAAUUGCCUUCAUUGGAGUAUUUUGGUUGU